AUGGCUUUCCGCUCUCUUCCACGGGCACUUAAUAGUGCUCUUUCAGGAUCACGCCCAGUUACUAGGAGCUUUCUAAGCCAACGAGCAGGUCUGGCAACCGCAGUUCCUCCAGUGACGCAGGAUGAGACAUCGUCGAAAGGACCUACUGCCAUGGUUUUCAUGAACAUGGGAGGACCGUCAACAACAGAUGAAGUGGAAUCCUUCUUGAGCAGGCUAUUUGCCGACGGUGAUUUAAUUCCUCUCGGACGACUCCAACCAUAUCUCGGACCGCUUAUCUCGAAGAGAAGAACGCCGAAGAUUCAGAAACAAUAUGCAGAAAUCGGAGGUGGAUCGCCGAUCCGGAAAUGGUCUGAAUAUCAAUGCACAGAGAUGUGCAAGGUUCUAGACAAAAUUAACCCCGAAUCCGCCCCGCACAAGCCAUACGUCGCAUUCCGCUAUGCCGAUCCUCUGACCGAAGAGAUGUACACCAAGCUACUUGACGAUGGAUUUGGGAGAGGGAGGGGAGGCCGUGCAGUCGCUUUUACACAAUACCCGCAGUAUUCUUGCUCGACCACCGGUAGUUCGCUUAAUGAGUUAUGGAAGUGGCGGAAUCGUUUGGAGGGCAGGCGUGCAAAUGGCGAUGUGAACCCUACUGGCACGGUGCAAUGGAGUGUCAUCGACCGCUGGCCAACUCACCCCGGACUGAUUGAAGCAUUUGCGAAAAACAUUGAGGCUCAGCUCGCGACAUACCCUGAAGAGAAGAGGAGCAGCGCGGUGUUAUUGUUCUCAGCACACAGCUUGCCGAUGAGCGUCGUGAACAGAGGUGAUCCUUACCCAGCGGAAGUUGCUGCCACUGUCAAUGCGGUCAUGCAGAGAUUGAACUUCAGCAACCCCUACCGUUUGUGCUGGCAAUCCCAGGUGGGGCCCUCCGCUUGGCUAGGUGCCCAGACCAGCGACACUGUCCAGGAAUACGUGAAACGUGGGCAUACCGACAUCGUUCUCGUACCCAUUGCGUUCACCAGUGACCACAUCGAAACCCUCUAUGAGCUGGAUCUCGAGGUGAUGGAAGACGCCGGCCACCUUCCGGGAGUCAAGCGGGCCGAGAGUAUGAAUGAUAACCCGAUCUUCAUCGAGGCUCUUGCAGACAUUGCGAAGACCCAUCUGCAGAAAAAUGAGCCAUGCUCAAUGCAGAUGACUCUGCGCUGCCAGGGAUGCCGCAGCGAAAGAUGCUUAGAGCAGAAGAAAUUCUUUGCAGGCGAGCAAGGUGCUUCGCUUGUUCUGUGA
Aspergillus ruber CBS 135680 is the source of this 1263-nucleotide messenger RNA. Its product is annotated as ferrochelatase HEM15. Gene Ontology annotation, molecular function: protoporphyrin ferrochelatase activity. Gene Ontology annotation, biological process: heme biosynthetic process. The record is from RefSeq and is a predicted model, not a curated record. Lineage: Eukaryota; Fungi; Ascomycota; Eurotiomycetes; Eurotiales; Aspergillaceae. The transcript is spliced from 3 exons. The coding region runs from base 1 to 1263 and encodes 420 amino acids.